Gilbertella persicaria is the source of this 937-nucleotide messenger RNA. RefSeq lists its product as uncharacterized. The transcript has a single exon. The coding region runs from base 339 to 839 and encodes 166 amino acids. NCBI's taxonomy places the organism in Eukaryota, Fungi, Mucoromycota, Mucoromycetes, Mucorales, Choanephoraceae. The record is from RefSeq and is a predicted model, not a curated record.
AGUAUAAAUAUUUGCAUUGUGAUCCAGACAAAAAAGCUUAUUCUUAACAAGAAAUUGCUUGUUUUUUUAGUCGAGACUUUGUUACAGUUUUUUUUGCUUCGAAUCUGUAUCGUGACAAUAUAUACCAACAUGAACGCUUUCAUGUUAACGAGAACAAAGCCAAACAUUUUGUUUUGUUUUGUUUUUAUAAUCUCACGAUAGCCUCAGUUACCGCGUCGCACUGGCACAAACUCUCGUCCACUCCUUUCUGCAAAUCUUUCCCUCAACCUCUGACACCAAUGCCUUGAAAAGAUUUCCAAGAGUAUCAACAUCAGUACUUGGAAGCAAAUUUCACCAAAAUGCUUACCUUACCAAAAACAAAAAUGCUCUCCCUCUGUCGCCCAUUCCUUUCCCUUGAUCCUAUCCUAUGGUUGCCCAUGACCAACAUUGAACGGAGUCGUCUUAUACGAUGGCGUCUUGGGUGGCUACCUGAGGGCUCUCCUAAGCCGUGUUCUUGUGGUCAACAUCUUUCACAUUCCCAUGCUAUCAAUUGCCUCAGUAUGCAUGUAAUGCUAAACCAACCUACAACUGUUUCCGAUCCUUUGUCUCGCCUUUUAAACCGCUUGCCUAUAAUACCUCCUAAGAACAACCGCUCAAUACUUUACUGGGGUGUCAAAUGGACCUCAAUCCACACACUUCUAUCACAAAUUGACACUAUACAACAUGCUAACAUGGAGCCGUUGAACAUUACUCCAACCAAUCAAUUAUCGCCCUUCCUCCUAUGGUUACAAACCUAUGCCCACAAAAACAUUAGCCCAACACUCUCCUUUCACAAGCUUUUUUUAUCCUUGCUCCUCUAAGGGUUUUUUCAGUUUAAUUAGUCCUUCUUAUGAAAUGACCGAGUUCGAGCGAUUAAAGGCCAAAUUAGGUCGUGCGCUCAAAAGGACUAUUUAUAAAU